Molecule: messenger RNA, 1092 nt
Organism: Lethenteron reissneri (Far Eastern brook lamprey)
Lineage: Eukaryota; Metazoa; Chordata; Hyperoartia; Petromyzontiformes; Petromyzontidae
Source: RefSeq, a predicted model, not a curated record
AUGGGUGCGCAAGUAUCGACUCCAGAGGCUCCCUAUGCGGUCAUAAUGCAAGCAAACAAGCCGCAGCGGAUGCCGUCGCCAUUCAAGCAACUGGCCAACAAGCUGCAAGACAUUAAACACGCUGCCUUCACUCGCAGGCCCACGUCCUUCAGCGAGCUCACUGACGCCCUGAUAGCGACACGGAAAGUUGGUGACCAAACAUCGCUCCAUCUCCACGAUGCUGAUGUGGGCAAAGCUCAGAGGCAACCGGAUUCCAGAGAGAGAGAAUUCCCUGAUGUGACGGACGUCCGCGAAGCAGACAGUGACAAAAAUAAACCCAAAGGUGACAAGGAUAGAUCCUCUCCAAAGCUGCCCAAGAGGGCAUCGCCCAAACCCAGCCCCAAGCUGGGAAUCAGGCGCAACAGCGGCAAGAUGUCACCCAUGAUGGGCAAAAAAUUCUCGCCGAUGCUCGAGAGGACGGCUGCCAAGGGCUCCCCGAAGCUCCGGGAUCGCUUCUCGGUGACCGACGAUCCGGACAACAACCCCAAGAACAGGAACUACCUGCGCGCCAUGGUCAUGAUCCACGUGCGCCGUCGGACGGGCAACGAGUCGUCUACGGAGAGGCUGAAGCGUCUACGCGACGGCACUCUGGACGUGUUGCAGCUUGCGCCCCCCGACGCCACCUUCCCCGCCCGCGAUGGUGCCACCACCUCGGAACCCGCGCCGCUGCCGGAGUCGCCACCUCGGGCAAAGCGCGAAGGCGAAGCGGUGGUGGUCCCGGCUGACCGAGGGCAGCAGCAGCAGCAGCAGCCGGAGGUCUCGGAGGAGGGGCGCCGAGGAGAUGGCAGCGCAGCCGGGAGGCAGAGCGAGGUGCCGGGCGGUGCCACCUACGGGCUACAGCGGGGUUCGGCGUGGAGCGGAGACCGCCGGCUGGACUCAUCCUCUCGCGACAAGCGGGAGGAUGCUGCUCGGGGCGGCACGGCGGCGGACGUCGCGACAGGCAAAUCCCUCGGUGAGAUGCGCGCCGAGUGGCUCCCGCCGGCUGACGUUCUGCGAAUCCGUCGACGAUGUCACGGCAGGCCCAAGGAGGUCUCUACAAGAGCCUUGGCCUGA